Molecule: messenger RNA, 600 nt
Organism: Nicotiana attenuata
Lineage: Eukaryota; Viridiplantae; Streptophyta; Magnoliopsida; Solanales; Solanaceae
Exons: 2
Coding region: 1-600 (199 amino acids)
Molecular function (GO): nucleic acid binding; RNA-DNA hybrid ribonuclease activity
Source: RefSeq, a predicted model, not a curated record
AUGAAAGCUCAAGCUCUGGUAGAUCACCUGGCUGCAAACCCUGUUGAUGAUGAAUAUCAGUCUUUGAGUACUUACUUUCCGGACGAGGAAGUAAACUCAGUUGUGGUAAUUUCGGAAGACACCAAUGCUUGGAAAAUGUUCUUCGAUGGAGCGGUGAACGCAAAAGGUGUCAGGAUUGGGGCAACUCUAAUCUCACCCACUGGUCAGCACUAUCCAGCCACAGCCCGACUUCGGUUUUUCCGCAGAAACAACACUGCCGAGUGUGAAGCCUGCAUUGUGGGCAUGAAUAUGGCAAUUGAUCAAGAUGUGAAAGAAUUGGUAAUCAUUGGAGAUUCAGAUCUGAUCAUCCGACAGGCUCAGGGAGAAUGGGAAACUCGGGAUGUCAAACUUAUACCAUACAGGCAACAUGUGAAAGAUCUUAGCAAACGGUUCAAAUCCGUUAAGUUUAGGUGCAUGCCUAGAAACUCAACGAGAACUAGUGAAGUAUUCGAAGCUCUAUCAAAUCCCGAAAAAGUUUUUAAGGCCUUGAACUGGGCCAACCUGAAAAGCAGACAGCAACAAACAAUUGAACAAUCCGAACCGAACAUGGGAGAUCACUAA